Molecule: messenger RNA, 1212 nt
Organism: Neltuma alba
Lineage: Eukaryota; Viridiplantae; Streptophyta; Magnoliopsida; Fabales; Fabaceae
Exons: 3
Coding region: 1-1212 (403 amino acids)
Cellular component (GO): plasma membrane
Molecular function (GO): protein binding
Source: RefSeq, a predicted model, not a curated record
AUGGCACGCAUCAAUGUACCUUGCGCGGACCAAAUGAACAGAGAUCUCUAUCGGGCAGCACGUUGCGGGGAUGUAGGAGCUUUGGAGCAUUUGUUACAGCAAAACGCAUCAAUCCUUGACAAGAUUCCUGAUGACGGCUGUGAAACUCCCUUACACAUAUCUGCACUGCUUAAUCAUGCUUCAUUCACUGAGGCUCUUCUCAAUCGCAAUCGCGACCUCGCCAUUAGACAGGAUUCUGCUGGAAGAACAGCCCUCCACUUGGCUUCUGCAGAGGAUAACUUGGAGGCCGUGAAGAGACUGCUAGAAUUUAAUGAUGAGCCAUGCUUGGUUGCUGAUAGAAAAGAAAGACUUCCUCUGCACUAUGCAGUUAUGAGGGGGAGGACAGAGGUUGUGGAAGCGUUGGUCAUAGCGCGGCCAGAUUCCCUAGGUCAUCUUGACCCAGAAAAGAACACAGUUUUUCACUUGUGUGUCACAUACAACCAUUUCAAGACUCCGCAAGCAUCGGUGAAAUUCGACCAUGCCACUGCCAAUAUUACUGUAGGCGCGCCCCGUGCUCCUAUCUUUAAGCUCCCUGAUCGGGCGGGAAACACCAUUCUCCAUUUAGCCAUCACGUACAUGCGAGAUGAGGUUGUCAGUAUUGGGGAUACUACUAAUUUUGUAGAAGAGAUUAGGGGGAAUGUGAGGGCGGCAUCUGUUUUCAUAGCAACUGUAAGCUUUCAAGCUUUAAUUAAUCCACCAGGAGGCCUCAUUCAACAAGGCUUAUUAUCCCGAGGCAAUGCCUCAAACUCAUCAUCAUCUGGCGCCCUCAACUGCACCACCCUUAAUGAUCUUCAUCAGUAUUGUCCCGGCCAAGCAGUCUCAUCCUUUCGUGACCAACAAAGAUUUUGGGUGUAUGUGGAAGAUAUUACUCUCUCUUUCUACGGAUCAAUUUGUGUCACCCUCUUGCUUGUAAGUGGAGUUCCUUUGCAGAACAGUGCAGUCGUAUGGAUUCUACCACCGAGCAUAUUGCUCACUCUCUUCUCUCUUGCAUUUGCAUACCUCAGCGCCCUCGACUUUAUGAUCCCAGACCAUCUUUUGGCAUCGGGAUUGCAGAUCGUCACUGUCUUUGGAAUUGCCUUGACUGCUGUGAUGUCUUUCAUUCUAAUGCUUCUGAUUCCUUGCAUCCGGACUUUGUAUCUUGCCAAGAAGCGGAAGUCCACAAGUCGCUGCUGA